AUGGUGGAAUUCUGCCAAGGCUUCCGUAAACACGCCGCACUAACCAAUGCUAUAUGGCUUUCACUGGCGUUUGUCGCUUAUCCAGAAGCAAUGGAUAAAAUGCCAUGGCCAACCCUAUGGGGACUUAUGUUCUUUAGCAUGCUUUUCUUUCUUGGAGUCAGUUCACAAGCGGCUGGUCUUCGUCUUCACCUUGAUACGGGAACCGUUGAAGGGUCGACGUUGGUGCAACUGAGUACGAAUUUCCUGGCUGGGCUACGGUAA
Cooperia oncophora is the source of this 261-nucleotide messenger RNA. The record is from the annotation of a GenBank genome assembly. Lineage: Eukaryota; Metazoa; Nematoda; Chromadorea; Rhabditida; Trichostrongylidae.